GGCCCUCCUGCCGGAGGCUAGAUUGAGCGGAGAGCUAACGGCGCAGUGGCGGCGGCGGCCGUCUCUACGUCGUCAAUUCCUUUAGUCUGUCGCUGCGGCCUUGCUCUGUAGCGGGGAGCUCUGCGCUUGGGAGUUCCGUAAGAAGCGCGUGCCCGAGGCACGGUACCCGGAGGCCCGGUGUGUCGGCUCUGGAGCUUCGGGGAUCUUGUCAGUUCGUCAGGCCAGAAAACGCUGGCUGGAGCCGCCCGCGGUGGAAUUCUUUGGAGAUCAAGCCUUCCCUGCUUGAGGAGGACUCUUGGCGGCGCGUCGCCUGCGCUGUUGUCACUCGGAAAGAUGAAGAAAACCCUGCAGGAUGAGAUUGAAGCCAUUCUUCGGAAGAGGAUCAUGGUGCUAGACGGUGGGAUGGGGACCAUGAUCCAGCGGUACAAACUAAGUGAAGAACAUUUCCAAGGUCAAGAGUUUAAAGAUCACAGCAGGCCACUGAAAGGCAACAAUGACAUCUUAAGUAUAACUCAGCCUGAUAUUAUUUACCAGAUUCAUAAGGAAUACUUGCUGGCUGGAGCAGAUAUCAUCGAAACAAACACUUUCAGCAGUACUAGUAUCGCCCAGGCUGACUAUGGCCUUGAACACUUGGAGUCAAGAGGUUUGUGGCUGGAGCUCUGGGUCCGACUAAUAAGACACUUUCUGUCUCCCCAUCUGUGGAAAGGCCAGAUUAUAGGAACAUCACAUUUGAUGAGCUUGUUGACGCAUACCAGGAGCAGGCCAAGGGACUGCUGGAUGGCAGGGUCGACAUCUUACUCAUUGAAACAAUUUUUGAUACAGCUAAUGCCAAAGCAGCCUUGUUUGCGAUCCAGAACCUCUUUGAAGAGAAUUAUGCUCCUCCUCGGCCUAUCUUUAUUUCUGGGACCAUUGUUGAUAAAAGUGGAAGGACUCUUUCUGGGCAGACGGGAGAGGCUUUUGUCACCAGCGUGUCUCAUUCGGACCCCCUGUGCAUUGGAUUAAAUUGUUCUCUGGGUGCAGCUGAAAUGAGGCCUUUCAUUGAAACAAUUGGAAAAUGUACAACAGCCUAUGUCCUCUGUUACCCAAAUGCAGGUCUUCCCAACACUUUUGGCGACUAUGAUGAAACACCAUCCACGAUGGCCACGCACCUGAAGGACUUUGCUGUGGAUGGCUUGGUGAAUAUAGUUGGUGGAUGCUGUGGUUCAACACCUGAUCACAUCAGGGAAAUUGCGGAAGCUGUGAAAAAGUGUAAGCCAAGAGUCCCCCCUGCUAGUGUUUUUGAAGGACAUAUGUUACUGUCUGGUCUAGAGCCCUUCAGGAUUGGACCAUACACCAACUUUGUUAACAUUGGAGAGCGCUGUAAUGUGGCAGGAUCCAGGAAAUUUGCUAAACUCAUCAUGGCAGGAAACUAUGAAGAAGCCCUGAGCAUUGCCAAAGCACAGGUGGAAAUGGGAGCUCAGGUGCUCGAUAUCAACAUGGACGACGGCAUGCUGGAUGGUCCCAGUGCAAUGACCAGAUUUUGCAACUCCAUUGCUUCUGAGCCUGACAUUGCCAAGGUGCCCCUGUGCAUUGACUCUUCUAACUUUGCCGUGAUUGAAGCUGGGUUGAAGUGCUGCCAAGGGAAGUGCAUAGUCAACAGCAUCAGCCUCAAGGAGGGGGAGGGGGACUUCCUGGAGAAGGCCCGGAAGAUUAAGAAGUUUGGAGCUGCUGUGGUGGUUAUGGCUUUUGAUGAGGAAGGACAAGCAACAGAAACAGAUGUUAAAGUCAAUGUGUGCACCAGAGCUUACCAUCUACUUGUGGACAAAGUGGGCUUCAAUCCAAAUGACAUCAUCUUUGACCCCAACAUCCUUACCAUUGGUACUGGAAUGGAGGAACAUAACUUGUAUGCUAUCAAUUUUAUCCAUGCAACAAGAGUCAUUAAGGAAACCUUACCAGGAGUCAGAAUAAGUGGAGGUCUUUCCAACUUAUCCUUCUCCUUCCGAGGGAUGGAAGCCAUUCGAGAAGCAAUGCAUGGUGUGUUCCUUUAUCACGCGAUCAAGUUUGGUAUGGACAUGGGGAUAGUCAAUGCCGGCAACCUCCCUGUGUAUGAUGCUAUCCACAAGGACCUUCUUCAGCUCUGUGAAGACCUCAUCUGGAACAAAGACUCUGAGGCUACUGAGAAACUCUUGCGAUAUGCCCAGACUCAUGGCACAGGAGGGAAGAAAGUCAUCCAGACAGAUGAGUGGAGGAAUGGCUCCAUUGAAGAGCGCCUGGAGUAUGCUCUUGUGAAGGGCAUUGAAAAGCACAUUGUUGAAGAUACUGAAGAAGCCAGGUUAAACGGGGAAAAAUACCCUCGGCCUCUGAAUAUAAUUGAAGGGCCCCUAAUGAAUGGCAUGAAAGUGGUUGGUGAUCUUUUUGGAGCUGGAAAGAUGUUUCUACCUCAGGUUAUAAAGUCAGCCCGUGUCAUGAAGAAGGCUGUUGGCCACCUUAUCCCUUUCAUGGAAAAAGAAAGAGAAGAAGCCAGAUUGAUUAAUGGUUCGGUUGAAGAAGAGGACCCUUACCAAGGCACCAUUGUGCUGGCCACUGUUAAAGGGGACGUGCAUGACAUCGGCAAGAACAUAGUUGGCGUGGUGCUGGCCUGUAACAAUUUCAGAGUUAUUGAUUUAGGAGUCAUGACUCCCUGUGAUAAGAUACUUCAAGCUGCUCUGGACCACAAAGCAGAUAUAAUUGGCUUGUCAGGACUCAUCACUCCAUCCUUGGAUGAGAUGAUUUUUGUUGCCAAGGAAAUGGAGAGGUUGGCUAUAAAGAUUCCAUUGUUGAUAGGAGGAGCAACCACUUCAAGAACCCACACAGCAGUUAAAAUUGCACCACGGUACAGCGCGCCUGUGAUCCACGUCCUAGAUGCAUCCAAGAGUGUGGUGGUGUGUUCUCAGCUGUUAGAUGAAAAUCUGAGAGAUGACUACUUUGAAGAAAUACUGGAAGAGUAUGAAGAUAUUAGACAGGACCACUAUGAGUCUCUCAAAGAGAGAAAAUACGUACCCCUAAGUCAAGCCAGAAAACACGGUUUCCACAUUGAUUGGCUCUCUGAACCUCAUCCAGUGAAGCCCACGUUUAUUGGGACCCAGGUCUUUGAGGACUACAACCUGCAAAAGCUGGUGGACUACAUUGACUGGAAGCCUUUCUUUGACGUCUGGCAGCUCCGGGGCAAGUACCCGAACCGAGGAUUUCCCAAGAUAUUUAAUGACAAAGCAGUAGGUGAAGAAGCCAGAAAGGUAUACAAUGAUGCUCAGAAUAUGCUGAACAUACUGAUUAGUCAAAAGAAACUGCAGGCCAGGGGUGUGGUUGGAUUCUGGCCAGCACAGAGUGUCCAGGAUGACAUCCACCUGUAUGCAGAGGGGGUGGUGCCCCAGGCCGCUGAGCCCAUAGCCACCUUCUAUGGACUGAGGCAGCAGGCUGAGAAGGACUCUUCUAGUACAGACCCCUACCACUGCCUCUCAGACUUCAUUGCUCCUUUGCAUUCUGGUGUCUGUGACUACUUGGGUCUGUUUGCUGUUGCCUGCUUUGGGGUUGAAGAGCUGAGUAAGACCUAUGAGGAUGAUGGCGAUGACUACAGCAGCAUCAUGGUGAAGGCGCUGGGCGACAGGCUGGCAGAGGCCUUUGCAGAGGAGCUCCAUGAGAGAGUUCGCCGAGAACUGUGGGCCUACUCUAGGAGUGAGCAGUUGGGCGUCCCAGACUUGCGCAGACUCCGGUAUGAGGGCAUCCGGCCAGCUCCUGGUUACCCCAGCCAGCCUGACCAUACUGAGAAGCUUACCAUGUGGAGACUGGCCAGCAUCGAGCAGGCCACAGGCAUCAGGCUGACAGAAUCCUUGGCAAUGGCACCCGCUUCAGCAGUGUCAGGGCUGUACUUCUCCAACGUAAAGGCCAAAUAUUUUGCUGUGGGGAAAAUUUCCAAAGAUCAGACUGAGGAUUAUGCUUUGAGGAAGAACAUGCCAGUGGCCGAGGUGGAGAAAUGGCUUGGUCCCAUUCUGGGCUAUGACACAGACUGAUCCCUCUCUCACACUCCUUUACUCUUUCCUGUUUUUCCUUUAAACUUUUAUGUUUGCUGACCUCAGGGGGGAUAAUCCAGCGUGCCUUAGAAAUAACAACAAAAGCGCCUUUGCCCUGCGCUGCCCUGCCCUGCCCUCUGCCCUGCUGGGAGAGGCUGGUUGACUGCGAUGCAGAGCAGGCCUCUAGGGUUCUGGAAAAGAAGCACUUUUCCAGGGACCUUAAAUGAGAAGCAACAAAGUGCCAAGGCUCAUGGUGUUCCUGGGCCCUCAUGAUUGGGGCAAGCGGAAGACAUCUUUUGCAUUCAAAGCAGGGCACCCAGCUUUUCCCCAUUUUUACCUUUGACCCAGGAAGGCAUUUGUUCCUGGGUUUGUCUAUCUGUCAGUUAGUUGGUUGGUUUGGUUUGGUUUGGUUUAGUUUUUUGUCUGUUUUUAUUGGCUGCCUCAUAUAUUAAAAAUGAUUCUGAAAAUCAGUUGAAUACAAGGAGAAUAUAUAGAGAAACGCAACCCUGGAGCAAAGUCUCACCGUGAGAAAUGUGACAUUUCAGUCUAAGUGGUUUCAGCAAAGGACCUGGACAGGGAGAAAAGUAUUCCUUUCUUUUCUCCUGUGACAUCUCACUUCUGAGGUGUAACUAAGCGGAUGUAGAACUCUGUGGCAGAGGCUCACUGCUUGCUGGACAGACGGACUGGAACUGAUAUCCCUGGUGUGCCGGUAGGCACAGUCAUAUCCUUCAAGGUUUCUUGUCUGUUGUAGUUUCACAGUCACUUGCUCUAAGGUGGGGAUGGAAGAGAGAAAGUGACUCCCAAAGGCAUUAUCAUCUGCUGCUCUCAGAAUCAAACAGGUUGUUAGCUGAGCCCUGAUGUCCUGUGCAGAGCUGGACCAAGGGCUGACUUAAAGCCACUCAACUCUUUGCCUGCACUUGACUCCAACUACUUAUAUUUUAGAUAUACUACGUUGUCUUGUUUUUUGAUAUUUCUGGAGAAAUUGCUCAGAGCACAGGCUCUGAAGGCACGGACUCAGACUUUAACUUUUCUGUGUAGCUGCUGUGUGACAGGAGCCAAGUGCUGAGACUUCCCCACACUGCUCAUCUGAAAAACGAGAACAGUCGUGUCAGUCGGUCUCAUUGGGGUGAGGUUUCAACAGGAUUAUGUAUGGAGAUGGUUCUGAUACAUACACACAGAUAUUUAAUAAGUGGAGGUUCUGUAGAGCUCUGUAGUCUUAGCCCUGUAGGUACUCACAGGAAGAAUGAGAGCGAAGUUAAGGGGGGAGGGAGAGUAGGGGAGUAUGUAUGGGGUGUGACUGACCUCCUGGGAUUAGAACCCCAACUUACAGUUUACACUGACAGAGAAAGAGAAGCCACCUCUCAUGUGUUAUCCAUAGCAUCAGGACUCAUCUUGUGUGAGACAGACUCCUUCCUUGCCUCAUAUGUUGUUCCAAGCCACUUACACCAAACACGCUCCCUGGUGUAUUUGGAGGUGAAAAGAAGAAAAUGAUAGUUGGGUAAUGACAAUCCUAUAUGUUUGUAAUCUUUCCAAGCUUAUUUUCAAGUAGCACACACUUUUUGUACCACUGGUCCUUAGAGUGAAAAGAACUGUCUACUUUUCUUUAAGGCAUCUUUAACUUGUCCUAAAUUGUAAAUGGGACUCACUGGCCUGAGUCUCUUAGUUUCGGGACAUAGUUCCAUGGCAGGCAUGUUCUUUAGGCUUUGGAACAUUCAUCUGUGAGAAGGAAUCACUGUCAUAUAGUUUACUGUAUUUCAUUUGAAGAGUUACUAAGUCUUCUUAUUUCCUUGCCAUUCUUUCAGCUGGCUCCCCAAAUAUGUCGUUGAUCUAAUCCCAUGACCUAUGUCAUCCCCGUCAUCUUUUUCAUCAUCUUCCUCCUAUUCUUCCUCCUCCUUCCUCUUCUCUCUUCUCCCUUUUUCCUUUUCCUUGCAUGUUUAGGUAGGUGUAUAGAUACUAAGAAAUAUAAAAGAAAACUCGAAAGCAUCCUUCUUCAUUUAUUUUAAGUAUUCCAGAGAAGCUGGGCUCAAAGACUAACGUUCUAACCGGGGCCCUGAUGUGUGUGAUUGCAUGCACCUAGCAUGUUCCCUCACAGUUGGCCUCUGAGAUCCUGACAGGAACUCAUUCACACUUGAGGCUUGCAUAUUCAUUAGGGCUGCAUUCCCCGCCCCCGCCCCCCACCCCCACCCCCCCAGUUUAGAAUUGGACGUAGCCAGAAGUGCUACCCUUGUCUGUAAUCACAGGAUUUGGGAAGUUGAGGCAGGAAGAUUUGCUUGAGUAACAGGCCAUCCUGAGUUCCAUAGCCUCUCCAAAAACAAAAACAGGACCAGCAGGAAGGCUUAGUGAGUAAAUGCACAGGCUGCCAAACCUCACCUGGUUUGUGCUCUGGGACCCACAUGGUAGAAGAAAACCAACUCCAAAGGCGUUUUCUCCAUUUUGCUGCUUGCUCUGCUACCAGUGGCUGGUACUAGGGCCUAGGGAUAGUAGUCUUGGUAACUUUCUCCUUUGAGCUAUUUCUCUAGCAGUUCCCCUCCAUUCAUAGUAAGCACACAUGGGACUAACUCUUUCUAGGUGAUUCUCUCAUGUGUGUGCUCCUCACACACAUUGUGCUUCUUUCAUGUACCACUUAUUUUUCUUCUGCGCUCACUUAAUUCAGUGGAGUCAGGGGAGGUAUGUUUCUCAUCUCUUACCACUGAUGACUUUUUAAUUAGGCCUUCCUAGAGAGUUGCUUUCUCUUUAUCCCCUUCCUUAUGACAGUUUUUUUAUUAGCCUCUAUGGUCAUUUCUCAACUAUAUUUUUUUUUCCUUAAGUUUCUUCUUCUACCUACUUCAAGUCUUACAUCCUGUAUUAGUUGCUCUCCCAGCCUGUUGUUUCAGAGGUUGAUCUCAUCUAUCAUACUCCAGGACCCUCCAUCCUUAAUCCUUGUUCCUUCAUAAGGUUGCCCCCCCCCCAGCUCCUGAAGGAGUACACACGGCGUUUCCCAGUAAAGUGUCCCAAUCCUUGCUUCUAAGUGUCUCAUCUGCUCUCCAGUAGAAAGACGAAUUGGUCCCACCAAAUCAGCAGAUUGCAGGCUCACCCGAUACUGUCCGUUUUUAGACUAGUUAGCUCAAAAAUGUGAUAGGCUGGUGGUGGAAGUAUUCAGGGAAGGUCCUGGUUGCCUCGGUUUAGGACCUGAAGAACAGAGAUGGAGCAGCAGGAAAGGAACAGAUGAGGGACAGUAAAUAGAAGCAUUAAAGGUUAUAUAGAUGCCAGAUCUUUCCAAAGUGAACUAUAAAGUCAAAGAUUUCCAGCAGUUAUACCAACUGAUGUCAUGACGAAGAUAAGCAGAUGAUUCAUGUGGAAUGCAAAGGGUCAAAACUGGCUAGAGGUUGCUGAAGAUGAAGAAAGAUUCAGGGAAUUCGUCUGACAGUACACCAAAUUUUACUGCAGAAAUAGUGUCAGGCGCAGUACAGAAGUGGCUUACAUCAGUGCCACCCAAAACCAAAGACCUUUGCUAAGCAAGUGAGUGAUUUAGGUGAGAAGACUUUUUUUUUUUAAGUAACUAAUAAGGGAUUAGCUACUAGAAUGUAUAGAAAUGUUCUAUUUUGAAAAAUAUAGAAGAGAGAAAGGCUUUCUCUUGAGGCUGGUAAACAGAUGCUCUGUGGUGAUGAGAAGUGUGAGAUUCGGGUUCACAUCUAUGACAUUUGCAAGAACGUGGCCCACAAUGUCAGAUCUGUAAGUAGUCACAUGCUACAUAUCAGUGCUGGAGAACAGUUACACUUCACAGAUGUGAACAAGGCCAGAACUCCAGGCAUGUUCAGCCAUGUCUUACAUUUUGGUCAUGGCAAUAUAAUCAGGCUAGUAACAGGAAUAACUAAAGUUCUGUCCAUGGGAAAGUGGUUUUAUAAGAUAUCAUGAUGCAGUAAAAUUGAGUGAACUACAGCUACACUUGGCAAUAAAGGUGAAUCACAGGAAAUAGGGGCAAAGCAAGUCUCUUGAGUCUACUCAAUGGCAUGAUGCUGUUUUCAUUGAGCUCAAAAGUGAAUGAGAUCAAAGAAUGUAUAUGAUAGUUACAUGUGUGAUAAAAACUUAAAAGGUCACAGAAAUCCCCAAAUUAAGUUUAGUGAUAGAUAGCCUUGUGGGGUGGGGGAUUAAAAGGGGCCAGAGAAGAGUACACAAGUGAAUUGUGAAUAGCUGCUUUAGUUUUUAGGUGGGAGGGUUAUGGCUGUUGACUACAUACAGCAUUUUUGUACAUUUUAAAUAUGAGUAUUUAAUAUAUUUUAACCAAUAAAGAAAAAGUGAAAUGCUAUUCUCAAAUCUGGUAUGAUGACUUUAUAUGCAAUGAUAUUGGUGUGUGUGUGUGUGUGUAUCUCAAACACACUUUUGGAAGAAGGGAACAUUCUAGUCAGAAGAGCAGGGAUGAAGCUAGCUGGGCAAGAGGGAUGCAUUUACACACCUAACAUCUCUUCGAGCCUAACUUGGUGGAUGUGGGGGGGUGGUGCCAUAUGCUAAGAGAUGAGGGAGGAGAGGGCACUGUUGGAAAGAUGGGAUGUGGCCAGACUGCAGUGCAGCUUUAGAACCUAGUCUGCCUGUUGUGUGUAUAUUGUCAAACACGGUGUUUGGUGCUCAGUAAAGGCCUGCAGAGCCUCGGAUCCCGUUUGUGCUUUGAAGUCCUCACAUGCAAUUUUCAAAGAUACCUCUUUCUUCAGCCCUUGCUUGUAAGAAUGACAGUAGUAGUCACCCUUUGUCCUUGGAGGUAUGUUCUGUGACCCAUGGAUACAUGCACUGUUUUGUGUGUAUCUGUUCUUUACUACACAGUCCCACUUUUAAUGUUUUUCCAUCGUAAUUAUUUACUGUGGCUGUCACUUCUGCUGUUUGAGGCACAAUAGCAAAACUAGUAUGAGUAUCUGUCGCUUUUUUGACAGCUUUAGAGACAGCUGUGUUCUUAUCUUAGACCUUAGUAUAGAAUAUUUUGUUCUUAGGUUGAUUAUUUUGAGGUGUUUUUUUUUUUUUUUUUUUUGCUUGAAAAAAAAUCAUACAGCUUUUAUUCGAUGCACCUGUAUUGCUUGUCCUGCCACCCUUACUUUUUUAUGUGAUGUCACAGGAAUUGAUUGGUAGCCCAGACAGCUACCAAAUGACUAAGGGUGUAUAGUACCAUAUAAAAUGUAGACACUCUGGACAAAGGUCAUUCAUGUCCCUUAGCAGGACCAGGUUGAACAACGUGAGAGUUCAUCAUGUUACUCAGCGUGGUAUCAAAUUUAAAACUUAGGACUUGUUCAUUUCUGGAAUUUUUGACUUAAUAUAUUUGAACCGUAGUUUCUUGUAGAUAACUAAACUAUGGGAAAUGAAAUCUUGAAUAAAAGGAAGAGGACUACUACAUGGUGUAGAGACUCAUAAAACAGGCGAACUAUUUUUUGCUAAUAAUAUUUAGCCUCUGGUGAGCUCCUAAUGGAGCCGCUGAGCUUGAAGGGACUGAAAAAGUCUGCUUUGAACUUCAGUGGGCUGCUCUGUACCCUCACCUACAGAGCGACUCAGAGAAGUGAGGUUCUAUUUUAUAAGGUGUGACCUUGGUGCCCACUAGUCUUAAUCAUAUGAUGCCGUUUUAUUUACUGUGUCCAUACUUAAAGGGAAAGUGAAAUAUGGCUGUCUUGGUAGAUAAUGUUAAAUAUGAUUAAUUAAACAUGCAUGGUGUAAUAUA
Molecule: messenger RNA, 9699 nt
Organism: Mus musculus (house mouse)
Lineage: Eukaryota; Metazoa; Chordata; Mammalia; Rodentia; Muridae
Gene: Mtr
Product: 5-methyltetrahydrofolate-homocysteine methyltransferase
Exons: 32
Coding region: 1026-4025 (999 amino acids)
Biological process (GO): response to axon injury; cobalamin metabolic process; L-methionine biosynthetic process
Cellular component (GO): cytoplasm
Molecular function (GO): metal ion binding; zinc ion binding; cobalamin binding
Source: RefSeq, a predicted model, not a curated record